ACUCCGAUACGACUGGAAGGGUGAUAGUUAUUCGAUGACUAAUCACCGUCUCCCCAUGUUUACCUUCGCGGUUUUAACGUUUCUGACGAUUUUCAGCGCUGCUUCUGCUAGGGCGGUGAACAUCAGCAACACAUGGAUGCUACCGGAAGAGGAUUUUCCGGUGUUUUACAGAUACUUCCGAGACCGUAUAUCUUGGUAUGAGGCGGAUGCAGUGUGCCAAUUCCACCAUGCUAACCUAGUUACCGCUGAUACUUCGUCCCAAUAUGACGCUAUAAGAGCUUACCUGAAAGAAUUGGACAUAACAGACAACGUGUGGAUUGGACUUUCUAAGAAGACGGAGAAUACAGAAUUCAUGUGGUCGGAUUCCAGGAUGCUGAGCAAUGAAGGUCACUGGUUCGAGUCGAUCCCAGUGGGUGGAGAACCCCUAUGUGUCACCAUGGAUCCGACAGCUGAUUUUUUGUGGAAACCUUAUUCUUGCGGCGGUCCGGAAGCUGCCUCUUUCAUCUGCGAACUUCCAGUUCCCUCGUGGGCCCUGGGCCAGAAAGGUUGUCUCCUGACAGAGCUGCCUUCCCUGACCGUCCUGUACAUUCCCGAACAAAUGGCCCUGGAAUUGACAUCUGAUUGCGGCCUGGACGGCACCAAACGAAUCACGUGUAAAGGAAACGCGGACCGAGAAGAAAUCCUGAAGCAGCUUACUUGUGCUAUCUCGAACGAGGAUGACUUUGACGAUAAGGUUUCCCCCAAAGUUUCCGGUGUUCCAGUGACAGCGACAACGGAGGUGACCGACCCCUCUGUUGACGAUUCUUCACAGGAGUCGAAGACAACGAGAUCAUGGAUGUGGACGUCAAACACGGUGGAUGGCUACGAGAUGUCCACGAGGCACAGGCGGGAGACCGAAGAUACGCUAAGUCCUUCCGAAACCACAAUUUAUUACAGGAAAUUGGACGUUACGGAACCGAUACCCGCAAUGCACGUCUCCACAGGUUCGAGUUACGACGAUGAGGCUUCUACCAUGAGCAAAGAAGAUGAAUCAUCAACAGUCAUCUUCAAAGGAACGAGUCACCUAAGAUCAGAUUCUCAAGCAGAGAAGCCUUCAAUACUAUCGAUAUUUGAUGCUUCCCAAAUUGACGAUGAACACAUGCCAGAAGACGACCAGUCGACAAUGAUGACUCCUGAAAAUGCCACCUUGAACGUGGACUCUAAGGGGGUUGAGACUCAAAGCGAAGACAUAGGGGAGUAUCCAAGCGCUAUCAGCCAAGGCCAACUGUUCAGCAUAAUUGAGAAUGGAACUAUGUUUGACAUCAUAGAGCUUAACGACACUGGCAUAGAUGAAGGUAAGGCCACAAAAGCUUCGAUUCCUGCUCUAUCGAAGAACGAAUCAUCUUCUUCCUCAACUACAACAGUUUCACCGUCAUCUAGCAGCACCAUAACGCCGGAAAUAACGAAUUCUUUCACAACAGUCGCCUAUUACAAGGAAGCACCACCAGACUCUACGCAAGUCACGAACAAAUCCCCCAAGAAAUUCGACAGAAAAUCAAAAAUUCAACACUACAAAAAAUCCGACCCGAAAAAAAUCAACUACCUUUCCGAAAAAGAACAGCGAAAAAAGAAGGACGAACAAUUCGACGCCCAGAACGCAAACCAUGAGGAACUGUAUCAGGAUCUGAACAAAGAAGUCGAAAUGUUUCCAGUAAUCGCAUCAGGGGGUCCAUUAGUCAAGCUCAACAGGACCCAUCGAAAGGAAUUGCCGAUAAUUGAUGAGGAUGAAAGGGAAUUCCUUGAUGAAAACCCGGUUGACCAGCUCAAUCAGGACGUGGAAGGAAAUAACCGUGUUGAAUUCGACGGGCAGAGCAAACACGUAGAAAUACAAAUGCAAAAAAAGGAAGACACGAAUUCCAGCGACGUUUUCAUUGUAACGACCAAGUUCCUGGACGAGAAACUCGGCAGAAAAAACUGCCGUCACAAUGAAUCAACGACAACUUUUUCAGAACGGCAUAAUGAAACGUCCCAGCAAGAUAAAGUCGCAUUGUCUGAAAGGAAUGAUAAAUUUCCGGAUGAUAAAUCUUCUACUGUCCCAAAUAAACCCGAAUCAGCAUCAAGUACAUCGGCUGACGUUCUUAUCGACCCCAAAAUAGACCUACUCAACAAAAACAGCUCGAGAAACAAUGACAGCGAGGCUGUACAAACUGUUUCCGACGUAGAAAAAGCAGAAUCAGCCUGGGGAAAGGAAGAGAUAAUGUCGAAAUCUCUUCUGGGGGAAAUAGAAACGAUAACUGAUGAAGUGAUUGAAAACAAAACCUCGGAAAUGGGGAGUCCCACUUCUGAGCCAUUAAAUUCCGAGCCCUUUCCUCCCAAUCGCCCAAACAGAAGGAGAAAACUGACGAGCGCGCAGAGGCGUUCAUAUUACCCUUACUUUUUCAGCAGGGUGUUAGGUUGAAAAGAUUGUGAUAGGUCUGGUUUGAAUUAGGUCUUAUAUAGAUAAGUCUAUGUUCUCUCGAAAGCAGCACAUGUUUAUCUUUAGACUCCUAUUCUAAUUGUUAUGUUUGAUGAAUGUUUGAGAUAAAAGUUUUGGCCGAGUUUGUUGAGAAAUUGAUGGAGGUCUCAAGAUCUAAUCAAAUUAGUUGUGAAAGUAUCUUUAAGAUGAUAUAUAGCACUGAGCGUUUUCGUAGAAACCUUGACUAAAUUAUGUGAUUGAUGUGAUGUUGUUCUUAUGAUGCUGUUGAGGGUAAGGAGAAUCCCAUCUUAUGUAUUGUUGAAUGAGUGUGAAACUUCUUGACUAUUUGUAAAAUGACGAAGAGAUUGGACAGAAUAAAAUAUGAUCCAAAUCGGCAUUCGAUAAUUUUAUAAGUAGCAAUUGCGUUGUUAACUGAAGUUGAAUUGUUAUCAAAGUAUGAAAACCGAGGCUCUAACAAACAUCAAUAUGAAUCACAAUCGAGUAGUGUUAUUACUUUGGAAAUACUAUUGAUUAUAUCCUCGACCACUGCCAAUGUUUUUAGGUUAUUCAAAGAAGCCAGAUGUAACGGGGUAUAAUCAAUUCCUUCACUAUUCUUGUAUGUAUAUGUUAUGUCUGCCCUAUGAUAAUGAAAGCACAAAUUCUUACAGUUGUCAUAUAAGAGCACAUCGAUUGAACAACCCAUAGAUAAACCAGCUAUAGCUUAGAAAUCAGGAUUUAAAAAAUGUAAUCAUGUGCCAGAAAAAUUGUUGUAAAUUUUAUGUUAUAGCAGCAAUGUAACUUUUUCUCUGAAAUAUCUGAAACGAUAGAUAAAUCUAAUCAUUAAAGUGAACUAUGUGAUAAAAAACGUAUGAUCAGUCUCACUGUAGGCCAAAAAAAUCACAAAAUUUAUUUAUCUCUUACUAGUAUCACUCAUUUGCUUCCAGCAGCUAUUUUAUAAUUUGUUAGUCAUCAGAAAUUGAUUAUCAAAAGAGAAAUAAUCGACAUAAAAUUAUAACAGAAAGCUGUACUUCAAAUAAUUAUUUUUUAUUUUCAAGAAUAAUUGUAACCUAUGGCAUAUUGCACGCGAUAUUUUUGAUAUUGUUCCAGAAUUUUUCAUCUAUAUUUAAUUUUACUUCUUUGUUUUUCAUGCACCGUCCUUUCGCUUACCGUCCUCUACCAGUAGAAGUUACCUACUUGUACUUGUAGACCAGCUAUGGUAUUAUCUCUUUCUUGAGUGAGAGAAAUAUUUUGCACAAAGUAUCCGAUAUUGUUUACUGUGUUCUCCAUUGUAUAUAACGGAGACGUAUACUCCGAUGUGCUAAUAAAGUUUUCUGAUA
Messenger RNA from Coccinella septempunctata (seven-spotted ladybird), 3771 nucleotides. RefSeq lists its product as uncharacterized. NCBI's taxonomy places the organism in Eukaryota, Metazoa, Arthropoda, Insecta, Coleoptera, Coccinellidae. The transcript has 9 exons. The record is from RefSeq and is a predicted model, not a curated record. Bases 35 to 2437 code for a protein of 800 amino acids.